AUGAAUCGAGAUGUUUCCUCCUCCAAUACGUAUUUACUACGAACCACUAGGUACCUGCUUGCUCAGUAUGCCAAGCAGCGCAAUGUGAUUCUUCGUUUGGCCUAUGCUACCAUUAUAUAUAUGAUUUUCAAUGGUGGUUCCUCGAGUAAAGGCAAACAGUCGACUAAGGUUAAACCGGAGCAUAUCAAUGGAACGAUUAUUGAACGUCUCACACAACGAGUCAAGUCUUCUCCGUUGACUCUUUUGGUGUCCCAAUUAAGUUACAAAAAUGAAAAAACGAGACCAAUUCUGGCUUACAUGAUUCUGCAGAUAGGCUUGUCACUGGUUAGGGCGCUCAUUUCUCUCAAAGUUGCUGCUCUUGAUGGCUACUUGGUCUCUUCAUUGAUAACGAAACGUUUCAAGGCCUUUUUCAAAUAUUUGCUCCUAUGGACAUUGAUAGGUGUUCCCGCGGCAGUGACCGAAUCUUUGCUAACAAGAACGAGACAAUUGUUAGCCCAAGCCGUACGUCGUAAUGUGACCAACGAGGUACUUGACAUUUACCUUCCUGAUAGUGGAAACAGCACAGUGUACCAUUUGAUCAACAAGUCCAAGCAUACAAAUCUUGGGAGCAGCAUAGACGACCCUAAUCACAGAAUCACUACCGUCAUCGAGCAAUUCUCUAACAGUCUGAGUGCCAUUCCCUCGCAGGUUUUGACUCCAACGAUGGACAUUGCUCUUGCGGCUCAUCAAUUGUCAAAGACAGGAGAAAAUGCUGCGGAGGGGGGACUUUUACUGGGGAUCAUCACAAACAUAUCUACAUUGGCUCUCAAAAUCUUCACCCCAAACUUCUCGAAAUUGAGUGCAUUUAAAAACUCUUUGGAAAACAAAUUCCAUGCUCAUCAUUCUAAAGUGAUCAACAACAGCGAAGAAAUAGCUCUGGCCAAAGGGCACAGAAGAGAACUAGACCUAUUGGAUAUGAACUAUUUUGAGCUUGAACGGUUCAAAAGAAUGGAACUUCGCAGAAUGGCUAUUUACGAUUUUGCCGUUUCGUUCAUUUUCAAGUAUACCUUGGGGGCUUUUGGAUUGCUUCUCUGUUCACUUCCGAUCUUCACCACUGCAUACAAGUUUAAUUUCCGGAUUUCUGAAAAUGCAAGUAGCAGAAUCUCUGCAGACUUUAUCACUAACAGAAGACUAUUGUUGACGGCAUCAGAUUCGUUGGGGAAACUUGUACGGGCCAAAAAGAAUGUUCAAAAUUUGCUGGGAUACAGUGAAAGCAUCUGGGAAUUCGAACAGGUUCUGAGUGAGAUCAACAACUCCAUGGAGGAAGAAGCUAAGUUGGAGCAAGCCAUAAAUAACGAGCCAUUGGUAAAAGGGCCGAAUGUCAGUUAUGGCGACGAGAUCUCCUUCCUGCAUGUUCCUUUGAUUACUCCUACAGGAACGGUUUUGGUUGAAGAUCUUACCUUUAGCAUCAAACCAGGGGAAAAUUUGCUGAUUAUCGGCCCCAAUGGAUGUGGAAAAUCCUCUUUAUUCCGAAUUUUGGGCGGCCUCUGGCCCGUUCAAAAUCCUGGUCAUCUCGUUGUUCCACAAAGACGCCAAGACCUAUUCUACUUGCCGCAGAAAAGCUAUCUUACAUACGGUUCUUUGUGCGAGCAGAUUAUAUAUCCUGACACUCUCCAGGAUUAUCAACAGAAACUCUGCGAUGCAAGAGCUAGUGGAAGCGUUGUCAAAGAUGAUGUCUAUCUCAUGGAACUUCUUCGAUUGGUCAAAUUGGAACAUCUUGCUGAAGUCGUGUCUGAUGACGAGGACGAGGAGGAAAAAAAUGUGUUAUCGUCCAGCAAAUCUCCUUUAGAUACCGUGAAAAGAUGGCCCGAUUUGCUCUCAGUCGGCGAACAACAGAGGUUGGCACUUGUUAGAAUGUAUUAUCAUCAACCGCGGUUUGCUGUGCUAGACGAAUGCACUUCGUCCAUAUCUCCGGAUCUUGAACAGGAGUGCUACCGGCUGGCAAUUGAGCAUUUUAAAAUCACUGUUCUGUCUGUGUGUCACCGUACCUCCUUAUGGAAGUUCCAUUCCCACAUCCUCAAGUUCGGAAGCAAUAAAAACAGGGAAAUUACUGACGAGGAAGACGAUAGUGACCCAGAUAACGGUAGAAUCAGUAUAUCUCCAGAGCCUGCUACCAAAGUUACGUUUAGCAAAUUCGACCCUGCCAAAAGAUUAGCAAGACAUAACGAGCUGAUCGAGAUUGACAAUAUGUUGAAAAACAGAUCCAACGUACGCAAGAGAUUACAGUCUCUUGACGUUAUGAGAAGUCGCAGCAAAAAAAUAUUAUAUAUUCAAGAUGAGGACUAA
This is a messenger RNA of Ogataea angusta, 2325 nucleotides long. RefSeq lists its product as uncharacterized. The record is from RefSeq and is a predicted model, not a curated record. Gene Ontology annotation, cellular component: peroxisomal membrane. The coding region runs from base 1 to 2325 and encodes 774 amino acids. Gene Ontology annotation, biological process: long-chain fatty acid import into peroxisome; peroxisome organization; very long-chain fatty acid catabolic process. NCBI's taxonomy places the organism in Eukaryota, Fungi, Ascomycota, Pichiomycetes, Pichiales, Pichiaceae. The transcript has a single exon. Gene Ontology annotation, molecular function: ATP binding; long-chain fatty acid transmembrane transporter activity; ATP hydrolysis activity.